Molecule: messenger RNA, 2263 nt
Organism: Prorocentrum cordatum
Lineage: Eukaryota; Dinophyceae; Prorocentrales; Prorocentraceae
Source: the annotation of a GenBank genome assembly
GACGCUGACGCCAAGAGCAGGAGUGGUGAACGCAGGUCUCAUCGUGCGGGAGAGCGAGACGAUCUUCAAGAACAGCGGUGGCUCAGAUGGAGGCGCUGCGGACAGUAUCAUUAACAAGCACAUGGAGCAGUUCAGAGGCCAUAUGGCCAAAUACAUGGAGACCACCUUCCAGGACACGAUGCUGUCUGUACGUGAGGAGUUGGGCACGAUGGUGGCAAGGCAGUUCCAGCCCCACGCGGAGCGCCUCGACAGGCAACAGGCCCAGCUUCGAGUGGUUCAAGCCAAGAAUGAGGAGCUCAGCCAAGAGCAAGAGGCCCUCAAGGCGUCGGUCAAGCAGCUUCAGGACACCCUGGCCAUCGCCGAGCAGCAGGUGGCUGCACCCAUCGACGUUGCCAAGCUCAUGGAGUGGAACCGCACCGUCGACCCCUCGGUCUUCAUCCUGUCCUGCGAUGUGGCGGCUGCUCCGAAUGACAUACUCAAUGCACUUGAUGAAUGGUUGCAGGCGGCCAGUGUCUCCAGGGACCAGCUGCGAUUGGUUGGCGACACCCCGCAGAAGAAGUUCAUUCUGCAGUGCAUCGGAGGAGCUGCUGGAAUUGCCCGAGCCAAUGCAUUGCAGACAUCACUCAAGCUGCCCAAUAAUCAAGGCUGGCGCCAAUUUGAGGUGCUCGCUGUCAGUGGAGCUCGGGUCGCCUUGUACGUCAACCCUGAUAAGAAUGCGAAGGACAUUCGGAAGGAGGUCCAGACCAAGAAGCUGCUGGGACUGGUUCGGACAGCUGCGGCGUCUUCGACGGUGGCUAGCAUGCGUUCUACAGAGUGCUGGGCACGGAGACCUAAAGGACUGGUCUACAUCGGCCAGACAGCGAUCGUCUCGGUACAGGAUGGUAGAGCCAUCAUGACGAGCAUCGAGAACCCUGUGACAAAGGGUGAGUUCCGCAUUAUGAAUAUUCACAACUACGAUAUCUCGGAGGCGGGUCGUACAAAGAUCAAGCGGGUCUGGAAGGAAUGCAUCGCCUGGUCGAAGCGCGACCCGAUGAAGCACACGUUCAUCGUUGGCGGUGACUUCAACAUGACUGAUGUGCCGACGGAGUCCAUUCUGUAUCCACAACCGAAACAAGCGAGGAGAUCAGAGGCAGGCCGUGCCAACCGCUCGGAGCCGUUCUGGCGUGAGCUCUUCAAUGAUGCGGCGAUGCUUGAGGUUUGUUCUCCAAUCCCGACUCAUUACACCGCUGAUAACAAUGCCCUGAGGGCUAUUGAUCGGGUCUUUGUUUCUAUCGAGUCGGCCUUCGCCAUUGAGACUGAGAUGGGCGUGGAGGUGAUCCAGGGCGCCUUCACACUGAAUGCCAAGCAGCUGAGCGACCAUGCGAUCAUCAAACUUCGGAUGGCUACUCGACGAUCGCCUGCUUCGGCCCACCAGCGCAUCCCAUCCUUCAUCUUCAAGAGCGGUGAGUAUCGUGCUGCCCUCGAGAGGUGCAUUGACGGAUGCAACUACGAGAUGAUGGAACCGUACCGCCAAUGGGAGGUGAUCAAGGAACUUAUGACGGUGGCGGCGGGGACUGCGCGUAACGAACUCCUGGCCAAGGAAGUCACAGGAGAAGGUGAUAUCCCGAGAAGAGCGACUUUGCUGGCCUUUGGCGCUGCGGCUCGCGCGGUGUGGCGCCAGGACGUGCGGCUGGCAAAGAAGUUGAUCAACCACGCGAUCGUCGGCGAGAGGGAGCUCUACACCGAGGGGCGCGAGGUGAAGCUGAGGCAGCCCGACGCGUUCCACAACCGGGUGAAGGAAGCGCAGGCUGCCAUGUUGGAUCGCGAAGCUGCUGCGCUGGAGCGUCAGGGAGCAGGCCGCACUACCAAGCGGAGCGCGACGGUGAUGGUGCAGCGGGCGCUGCUGUGGAACAACACUAAGCGGAUGCUGAUCCUGGCGGGUGUCAGGCAGGGCCAGAUGACCAGCAUGGCAGCGUCGGGGGCGCGGGCCCGUGAGGAGGUCGAGGUGGUGCGUGAUCCCAACUCCAUGGUCGAGGCACUGAAGAGGCACUGGGAGCCCGCCUUCACGGCUUCCCCUGUGCGUGAGGACCUGGUCGGCCCCUUCCUGGAUCGUCACAUGCCCGAGCUUGAUAAUGCGAUGCUGCAGAUGCCCACAAUUGACGACCUCCGCUUCGUCUUCAAGCGGGCGAAGGAUUCAGCUCCUGGACCUGAUCGACUCCCAGCUCGCGCGCGGCGCGGCCAUCCGCAGCUGACCAUGGUGCUGCACAGAGUAUUGGAAGAGAUG